AUGAAUCUUGUAUAUUCUUAUAUUCAAAAGUUAAAAAAUAAAUAUGCUCUAGUAGCUGAAAAGAGUGAAUCAGUUAAAGCUUGGUUAGAUUUUAUUUAUGAAUCAUUAUUAGAAGAUUUUGAUGAAACAGCAAAUAAAUUAUUUGCAUUGAAAUCUAAUAAUAAUAAAAGUAAUAUUGAAAGAACACAAGCUACUAUAGAAGAAAAUUUUAAUUCUUUAAGUGCUGAAUUAUGGAGUUCACAUUUAAUGCCUAAUCUACUAACUGCUACUAAGGAUAAGUAA
This is a messenger RNA of Cetraspora pellucida, 282 nucleotides long. Lineage: Eukaryota; Fungi; Glomeromycota; Glomeromycetes; Diversisporales; Gigasporaceae. The record is from the annotation of a GenBank genome assembly.